This is a messenger RNA of Capsicum annuum, 1071 nucleotides long. RefSeq names its product LRR receptor-like serine/threonine-protein kinase EFR. NCBI's taxonomy places the organism in Eukaryota, Viridiplantae, Streptophyta, Magnoliopsida, Solanales, Solanaceae. Gene Ontology annotation, molecular function: protein binding. The transcript has a single exon. The coding region runs from base 1 to 1071 and encodes 356 amino acids. The record is from RefSeq and is a predicted model, not a curated record.
AUGUCAUUUGCUUCAUCAAAUGAAACAGACCGAAAAGCUUUACUAGAUUUCAGAAAUCUUAUUACAAGUCCUAGUCAUUUUUUGGCCAUUAAUUGGACCAAAAAUACUUCUUUUUGCUCUUGGUUUGGUGUCACUUGCAGUACAAGAAGGCAAAGGGUUGUUGCCUUGGCUCUUCCUAAUUUGCAACUUCAAGGCACAAUUUCCCCGUCUUUGGCCAAUUUGUCCUUUCUCAGUGUUCUCAAUCUUGGGAACAACAGCUUACAUGGUGACAUCCCUUAUGUCCUUGGCCACUUGCCUCCCUUGCGGGUGAUCGAUAUUCCGAACAAUCAGCUCCAAGGAAGUAUCCCAACAAGUCUACUUCAACACCAAAGAGUUCAAAAAAUUUCAUUGGCUUUCAAUAAACUCGGUGGUGAAGUGUGCAAAGGGCCAUGGAAAGUACCCAAGCUUAGUGUCUUAAAUCUUAGGAACAAUAGCCUCACAAGUAUAAUCCCUCCUCCGGUUGGAAAUGCCACAAAAUUGAUGAACUUCAGUUUGUCUGGGAAUAGAAUCAACGGCAACAUUCCAAAGGAGAUCGGUAACAUGAGCCAACUUGCAUCUUUGGUCUUGCACGAUAAUCAGUUAAGAGGUUCCAUUCCCACAUCGCUAUUUAAUAUCUCGUCGCUGGUUGAUAUGUCUCUGGUAUUGAAUAGCCUUUCUGGUUCUCUCUUGCUUGAUGAAGGGAAUAUUGUGUCAAAUCUGAAGUAUCUAAGUAUAUCUAAGAACCAAAUUUCUGGUUGCAUUCCUUCCAACAUAUGCCAACUCAGAGAGCUCAAGGGGUUGUCUGGAAAUAUUGUUUGUUUAUCCAAACUCGAGGAUUUUUAUAUUGACGAAAAUCCAAUAACAGGGACUAUUCCCACAUCAAUGGGCAAUAUUUCCACUCUUCAAAAUCUUUUUUUUGGCAACAAUCGGUUAGUGGGGCGAAUUCCUCCGGAAUUAGGGAAGCUAUCAAAUUUGAGGCAGUUAUAUUUUGCCCAGAAGAUAAUCUUAUUGGUCAAAUUCCAGAAGCUAUUUUCAAUAUUUCUUUCAAUUUGA